AACUAUAGCUGUAUAAUGACUGCGAAAAGUUGCACAUGUCAGCAUAGAUGAAAGGCUAUCCUCUGCAUGACAGUGGCGCUGUAAAGUAGUAUAUCGAGAAAGGCAUGUUUGCAGUUCUGCAUUUUAUAGUUGCAACAGAUGAGACUGGGAUACGAGGAGAAGAGGAUAGAACGGUCAUUUGAGAUCGUAUCCUAGAAGAUGACCUGCAUGCACAGCAUCCAGCCGUUCCCUUUUUCAGCACGACGGCCUAUGCUGCCUGUGCCAUGUGCACCUUACUUAGGGAGUUCGAGACGAGAGCAUUGUCCAGAAGCCAGCACGACUUCACGACCGCAGGUUAAAGCCAAUGCAGUGCAAAACAAGAGUAGUGGGUAUGCUGUGUUUGUGCCAGCUAAUUGCUGCAAAAACCAGCAGAUCAGAUUUCCUUCAAGACCGCAGCAGCGAGUCCGCUUGCGAUGGAGGCAUUCUUGCCCAGCUAAGCAAUCACAGGAACAGGAAGUGCCGGUCCUUCCAACACCGCCAAAACCAGCCCCCAAAUUUGCCAAGAAGGACUUGAGGAGGAUAAAGCAGGAUGGUCCCACGCUGGAGGAUGUGACGCAAUCACUGCCCUUCACGCUGAAGAGGGAGGGGGGCACCAGGGAGGAGUCGGAGUACAAGUGGGUGCCCAAGGAUGUCAUCACGGCCUCAGGCCAGUAUGUGGCAAAGGAGCCGGAAUGGACAAAGCUUCACCAGAUGUCAUACAUGGAGUUGUACCAGGGCUUGAGGGAGCGCAAUUGGACAUCCGAGUACUACAAGGAGGACUCAGAGCCCUGGAAGAUUGAAAUCUUCGAGGACAGUGGGCGGCUGAUGCAGCCGUCGUGGCCUGGAUUCAGGGCAACUGUCACUGACUCCAAGGGCACGACCUCCUGGGUCAACAUGCCUGCACCAGGGGCCGAGACCUACACACAUGACUUCAUGGCUGGUGGCACCAAGGGUGGAAUCUGGCGGCCACAGAGGGUACCCACAGAGAAUGUCUCCAUGCACCAAUGGGGCUACAACCAGGUAUUUGAGCAGCUCUUCCAGCUGUACGAGCAGCAGAUCCCCAAGAAUGCAGAGAAGGACUUCCAGAAGGAUCUGUGGGUGAACCAGAAGAAGUAUGAGUACACGUGCCCAGGCGAGCAGCUGGUGGAUGUCAGCUACAAGAUGACCCCCUGUCAGCCCACCCUCCACAUCUUCUGGAGCGACCUCACCGGCUACGCCUUUGCCGCCUUCGCAUUCUCCUUCCUCUUUAUUUCCCUGGGCCUCGGCAUCUUCAAGCCGCGGAAGCAGAUGCCCACGGACCCUAUCCAGGCAAUAGAGUUUGCGCAGAGCAAGGGGCAGGCGCGCAAGGACGGCCGCACCGGCGUCACUUUCGCGGACGUCGCGGGCUGCGACGAAGCUGUCCGGCAGCUCCGCUUCGUUGUGGAGUUCCUGAAGGACCCAGCCAAGUUUGUGGCGGUGGGGGGCAAGCUGCCCAAGGGCAUCCUGCUGGAGGGGGACCCCGGCACCGGCAAGACGCUGGUGGCCAAGGCCGUGGCCGGGGAGGCAGGCGUUCCCUUCUACCAGAUGGCCGGCUCCGAGUUUGUGGAGGCCAUCGUGGGUGUGGGCGCUGCGCGUGUGCGAGACCUGUUCAAGCGUGCUCGCGUGCAAGAAGGCCCCUGCAUCAUCUUCGUGGAUGAGAUCGACGCCCUCGGCACUAAGCGCGCCCAGGCUGGUGAGAAGACGAACGAGGAGCGGGAGCAGACGCUGAACCAGCUGCUGUCGGAGAUGGACGGCUUCACGGUGGACAGCGGCGUGGUCUUUGUGGCCGCCACCAACCGCAUCGACCUGCUGGACCCCGCCCUCAUGCGCCCCGGCCGUUUCGACGAGAAGAUCAAGAUCGCGCGCCCCGACACUGACGGCCGCUUUGACAUCCUCAAGGUGCACACGCGCAAGCUGAAGCUGGACGAGGAUGUCACUGACGACGUGCUGCGCCAAGUGGCACGUGACCUGCCCGGCCUGUCGGGCGCUGAGCUGGCGAAUGUGCUGAACGAGGCGGCGCUGGAGUGCGUGCGGCGGCAGGGGAGCCUGGUGUGCAGGGCCGACAUCUACAAUGGCAUGGACCGCAUCCUCCAGGGGCUGCGGCGGCCGUCGAUGCCGGCGACGUUCCGGGUGAGCAAGCAGUUUGCCAUCCACGAGAUGGGCAAAGCGCUGGUGGCCACGGUGGCGCGGCAGGCGCGCGAGUCCCAGGGCCUCAAGCCCCGCCUGGAGCGCGUCGAGCGCGUCUCCAUGGUCCCCCGCGGCCGGGAUUGGACGCGGACCAUCUUCCUGCGCGGCCCGGACGAGGACUACACGAUGUCCACCAAGGGGCGCAUGCUUGAGCGCCUGCAAGUCAUCAUGGCUGGCCGAGCCGCCGAGGAGGUGCUGUUGGAGGAGGGCCCGUCGACGUACUCGGUAUCGGACCUGCGCGACGGGGUGCGGCUGGCGCAGAAGAUCGUGGCGUCCUACGGCAUGACCGAGGCCGGCAUCACCAUGUACGCGCCCAAGCAGCGGCCCAUCGGCUUCAUGAAGCGCGCCUUCGAGGUGAGCGUGGACAACAUAGACAGGGAUCUGUUCGGGCGCGCAGUAAAGGGCGCCAUGUACCAGCCCAGCGACGAGACCAGUGACGGUAUGCGGACGGCUGCGCACAACCUCAUGCUGUCGGCAUACGAAGACAACCUGAGGGUGCUGAGGGCGCACAAGGAAGCGCUGGAUGCUGGGCACAGAGCGCUGCUGGAGAAGGAGGUUCUCAUGGGUGAUGAGGUGGAGCAGCUCAUCAUUGACUAUCCGCCCACAGAGCUCCCUCCCAGCGACAAUGGCUUGGCUGCACCCACCGGCCCAGGAAGUACGCCGGCCAGGGAGCUACCCGUGGGCGCAAGAGCUUGAUCUAGUAGGAACGGUGAAGGAGCGCUGCUUAGGGAACGUUUGGGGGUUUCGAAUUGGGUUGAGGGUGUUCAGAGCAUGCAGUGUCCAUGCAAGUUCAUCAUCAAGAAGUUUUAUGACGGGGGCAUACCUGUUGCUGCCGUAGAGAUGGCACCCAUUUGAGCAGCAUCACACCGACUCUGAAGACCAUUGAUGCAUCGACAAAAUGCAGCUUUUCUCCAAGCUGGAUCUUUUGUAAGGUGAUGCAUGCCGU
Messenger RNA from Coccomyxa subellipsoidea C-169, 3169 nucleotides. RefSeq names its product AAA-domain-containing protein. Gene Ontology annotation, cellular component: chloroplast thylakoid. NCBI's taxonomy places the organism in Eukaryota, Viridiplantae, Chlorophyta, Trebouxiophyceae, Coccomyxaceae. Gene Ontology annotation, biological process: proteolysis. Gene Ontology annotation, molecular function: ATP-dependent peptidase activity; ATP binding; ATP hydrolysis activity. The transcript has 18 exons. The coding region runs from base 199 to 2919 and encodes 906 amino acids. The record is from RefSeq and is a predicted model, not a curated record.